AUGUCCGAUAUCAAAAAAUCUACUGAUAUUCAGCACACCAUCAGCAUUGCUGGCGGUGAAUUUGCUGAUGCCGAAAAUGUUCUCUCCACCGUUAUUUCUCCAAAUGGUCAAGAGAUUCAAAUCAACUUCAACGAUGUCGAUGAGGCCAUGAAAUAUGCCGACGACGCUGCCGGAAUUGAAAUCCCUCCUCAAGAAGAGAAAAAGCUCCUUCGCAAGAUCGAUUGCGCAUUACUCCCAAUUAUUGCCGGUUUGAUGAGUUGUAAUUUAAUGGAUAAGACCACCAGUUCUUACGCCGCCUUGAUGGGGUUGAAAACCGACUUGAACAUGACCGCCAAGGACUACACCUGGGUUGGGUCAUCUUUCUACUUGGGUUACUUGGUGUUCCAAUACCCUUCAACUAUUUGCUUGCAAAAAUUCCCACUUUCCAAGGCCUUGGGUACUAUUGUCGUCCUUUGGGGUGCCAUCUUGAUGCUUCACGCUGCCACUAGCAAUGCCGCUGGUUUCAUUGCUUUAAGAGUUAUCCUUGGUGCUUUUGAAUCCGCUAUGAGUCCAGCUUACAUUCUUCUUACUUCUCAAUGGUGGAAAAAAGAAGAACAAUUCAUGAGAUCUUGUAUUUGGGUCGGUAUCCAAGGUCUUGGUACUCUUCUCGGGGCCGGUAUUUCUUAUGGUUUGUACACCCACAGAGGGGUCACUGGUCAUGCAUUUGAAUCUUGGAGAUUACUUUAUAUUAUUACCGGUGUGAUCACCAUUGUUCUUGGUUUUAUUUCCUUGAUUCACGUCCCAGAUAUUCCAACCAAGGCUUGGUUCUUGAACUCUACUGAAAAGAAAUACGUUGUUGCAAGAAUUAGAAACAACCAACAAGGUUUCGGUAACCACCACUUGAAGAUGAAACAAGUCAAAGAAGCAUUCAGCGAUGUUGCUUCUUAUAUUUUGUUUUUCUACGGUAUGAGUUAUGCUAUUCCAAACGGUAGUUUCACCAACUUUGGUACCAUUUUGCUUCAUCAAGAUUUCGGUUUCACUUCUGCCCAAUCUUUGCUUAUGAGUUUUGUCGGCGGUGGUAUUGAUGUUAUCUUCCCACCACUUGUCGCUCUUAUUUGUGGCAGAUUCCUCGGUAACAGAAGAUUGCUUGCCGCUAUCAUUGUCAACUCUAUUGUGUUUGUUGGUAUGUGUCUUCUUAACUUCACUCACCACAAGGGUUCUAAAUUGGCUGGUUACUUUACUUUCUACAUGGCCACUGCUGUUUUGGCUUGUGUGGCUAGUGUCGUUAGUUCUAAUGUUGCUGGUUCCUCUAAAAAGACCACUGUUACUACAAUUUAUUUUAUUGGUUAUGCUGUUGGUAACAUUAUUGGUCCUCAAACUUUCACCACCGCUCCAUAUAACGGUGCUAAGAUCGCCAUGUUGGUGUCCUUUGCCGUUGGUACUGGUUGUUUGACUUCAUUGUAUUGUAUCUACAUGAAAAGAAAUAACCAACGUGAUGCUCACAAGCUCGCAAUGGGUGAUAAAUAUGAAGUCCCUGAAAACAUUGAAUUCACCGAUUUGACCGAUAAAGAAAAUCCAGAAUUCAGAUACAGUUUGUGA
Saccharomycopsis crataegensis is the source of this 1578-nucleotide messenger RNA. RefSeq names its product allantoate permease. The transcript has a single exon. The record is from RefSeq and is a predicted model, not a curated record. Bases 1 to 1578 code for a protein of 525 amino acids. Gene Ontology annotation, biological process: transmembrane transport; allantoate transport; dipeptide transport. Gene Ontology annotation, molecular function: dipeptide transmembrane transporter activity; allantoate transmembrane transporter activity. NCBI's taxonomy places the organism in Eukaryota, Fungi, Ascomycota, Saccharomycetes, Ascoideales, Saccharomycopsidaceae. Gene Ontology annotation, cellular component: plasma membrane.